Carassius carassius (crucian carp) is the source of this 2805-nucleotide messenger RNA. RefSeq names its product guanine nucleotide-binding protein G(i) subunit alpha-2-like. Gene Ontology annotation, molecular function: G protein-coupled receptor binding; G-protein beta/gamma-subunit complex binding; GTPase activity. The transcript has 9 exons. The record is from RefSeq and is a predicted model, not a curated record. NCBI's taxonomy places the organism in Eukaryota, Metazoa, Chordata, Actinopteri, Cypriniformes, Cyprinidae. Gene Ontology annotation, cellular component: heterotrimeric G-protein complex. Gene Ontology annotation, biological process: gamma-aminobutyric acid signaling pathway; adenylate cyclase-modulating G protein-coupled receptor signaling pathway. Bases 728 to 1795 code for a protein of 355 amino acids.
UCUGCUGUGUGUGCCAGAGAGAGCAACUUCUCAGCAGACUGGGGUGUGGCGGCUGUGAAAACACUGAAGGAAAUCAGAGAGCGCUCAACGUUAGCUAACUAACGGCGCAUAAUAUCCAAAACCCUCGACAAUCAGUGAACGGACUUAACCGAGGAAGAAAACAGCGGAGAUUUUUGCUUUUUCAGAUUCAUUCAGCUUCUCGUCGCCCAUUAUCGAUCUCAUCGUCCAGUGUGCUUUUUAAAAACCUGAGCACAAGGGAUUGAUCUCAACUUUUUUUUUUUUAAACAAACUUUUUGGAUCUGUGGAUAUGAGUUUUUCUCCCUCCCUGUCCGCGUGAUGUAAAACUCCAGCGUUACUUGUUAACGUGAAGUUACUUGGUUUCUCUUGGGAGCCUUACACGUCAAAACAUUCCAGGUGUUGUCCUAAUCUGAGUGUAAUCUUUAAUAUAUACAUUAUUUUUUUUGUCCAAUCCCAAAACGUCUUUUAAAAGAUUUUUCGGACGUAUAAAACGUCACUUUUGGAUCUAACUUUACUAGUCUUUUAGAGACAUUUCCCGUCCUUGGACUUGCGACAGGCUUUUUUUUUUCAAGCCAAAAGAGGAAGUUAGUCACGGAAGACUAUUAAAAAAAAAAAAACCUCCAGUCGCUUUGAAAGGGUUAUACCUUUUCGUUUUUUCUCCUUAAUCUACACUCAUAAAUCCGUCGCCCUGAAGCGCGCACUCGGGACCAUGGGCUGUACCGUGAGCCAGGAAGAUAAAGCCGCGGCGGAGCGGUCCAAGAUGAUUGACAGGAAUCUGCGCGAGGACGGAGAGAAAGCCGCCAAAGAAGUGAAACUGCUGCUGUUGGGUGCUGGAGAAUCGGGGAAGAGCACCAUAGUAAAACAGAUGAAGAUUAUUCAUGAGGACGGCUACUCGGAGGAAGAAUGCAAGCAGUAUCGAGCUGUGGUCUACAGUAACACCAUCCAGUCCAUCAUGGCCAUCAUUAAAGCCAUGAGCAACCUCAAGAUCGAAUAUGAGGACAGUGGCAGAGCGGAUGAUGCACGUCUGUUGUUUUCCCUGGCCGGGGCGGCAGAGGAACAGGGCAUGCUGCCAGACGACCUGGCCAAUGUCAUCACCAGACUGUGGGCUGAUGGAGGGGUGCAGAGCUGCUUCACUCGGGCCAGAGAAUACCAGCUCAACGACUCCGCUGCAUAUUAUCUGAAUGACAUGGACAGGAUAGGAAAAGGAGACUACAUCCCAACCCAGCAGGAUGUGCUAAGGACCCGAGUGAAGACCACUGGCAUCGUAGAGACACAUUUCACCUUCAAAGACCUGCAUUUCAAGAUGUUUGAUGUUGGCGGUCAGCGUUCAGAGAGAAAGAAGUGGAUCCACUGUUUCGAAGGGGUGACGGCCAUUAUCUUCUGUGUGGCCAUGAGUGCGUAUGACCUGGUGCUGGCUGAGGAUGAGGAAAUGAAUCGAAUGCAUGAGAGCAUGAAGCUCUUUGACAGCAUUUGCAACAACAAGUGGUUCACCGAGACCUCCAUCAUCCUGUUCCUCAACAAGAAGGAUCUGUUUGAGCAGAAGAUCACACACAGUCCCAUGACCAUCUGCUUCCCUGAGUACACAGGUGCCAACAACUACGACGAGGCCUCCGAGUACAUCCGCAUCAAGUUUGAGGACCUGAACAAGAAGAAAGAAACCAAGGAGAUUUACCCUCACUUCACCUGUGCCACGGACACGAAGAACGUGCAGUUCGUUUUCGACGCGGUCACCGACGUCAUCAUCAAAAACAACCUUAAGGACUGUGGGCUCUUCUAGAGCCCCACAACAGGAAGAUGAGUCAAGAUUACAUGAACAGUUUAAAUGAGCAGAGGAAGUAGGGGUGGAAUACAUCCUGAGCAUCUUCACUGGCCAACCACGACUCCUGCUUCCACAUGACGGAGCCCGACACAAUUUCAAUGAUUGCCAACGAGCUUAGCCUCUGUUCUCCCUCCCUUCCCUGUCCCAGCAUUGUGUUUGACAUUUAAAAUCUGUGUUAUUAACUCCUUGUGCUAUGACAACAAAUCACCGACUGUCGUAUUAUCCUUUGUCCAUUUUUGUUGUUUAUUUUCUCUUCUUUUGUUCUUUUUUUUUUUUUUUGAGAAAUAGCAGAGCCAAUUUUUUUUAUAUAUGAUGCUUUUAUUUCAAUCUAGAGAAUCUGAUGUGCAUAUUUUAAUAAACUUAAUUGUGUAAUGCUAAUUUUUUAACAACAAGCAGGCAUUGGAUAUAGGACUGAAAAAGGAAAGCGCUUUUUUUACGAUGUUUACAUGACGUCCUUGUUGAUAGCAAAACGGAGAGUUGUCUUGCAUGAUAGAAGAUAGCAAAUAUAUCAAUACAAGUAAUCAGUUCACAUCAGCGUAACAUUCCUUUUUAAGAUUACAUUUUAAAAAGUACAAAAAAAAAAGAAUAAUAAAAAAAAAGCACAAAAAAAAGCUUCACAAAUGGGGAAAGAACUGCUAAAAUGUAACUGAUAUUUAAAGUAUGUAGUAACAGUCUCUAACCAUCUUUCUCUUCUCUUCUAUCUUCCCGUUUCUCUUUCUAGCAUUCUGUUUGUGCCUUGACUUCCGUUUACAAUGGACUUUAUUUUCCCCCAAGUUGUCCUACUGUACGUAAACAUUUCUUCUCCAGAAUUUUCACAUGUAAGAAUAAAUAGUAAUAAUAAUGGAGAUCUAAGUGAUAAAAAAGGGUAGUGCUUUUGUUUCUUUUCUUUUAUUUUGGUAAAGAUUAAACUUCUUUUCAAAGUCCUAUAUAAUGUUUAAUUUAAAUAAAAGUUCAUUCACUAGAUAAAA